AUGCUCCAUGGCUCCCCCGUGCAACAAAUUUCUGGAGACCCGCCGCGCGGUGACAGAGUAAAGCAGGCCGCAGCCCCACGACCUAUCGAUCCGCAUCCCUGCUACUCCGUCCUUCGGUUGUCAGGUCUCAGCAUGCGACGGAGUACAGCCAUGCUAGCGCGCAAGCAGGCAUUCAUUUACCCGCCAUCGUCACUUCGUGGCGAUCCCUGCCCUCUCCUCACGCCUCCACGCCUCCCCGCCCUCGGCUCCCUUUCCAGCCUCGGCGUGGGCGCCUGGCCUCGAAGAAAGUUGGUCGACAAAAAUCCCUCCUUUGUUGUAACCGUGGUUUGCGGCAACACGCACGCACGCACAUCUUUUCCUUGCCUCGCUCGCUGCGUUGCCUCUCGAGUCCAAAGCAACCCCUGUGACGAUUCCGCCCCCAUGAACCGUGCACCCUGGUGCAGCCAGGCAAGUUAG
This is a messenger RNA of Ustilaginoidea virens, 456 nucleotides long. RefSeq lists its product as uncharacterized. NCBI's taxonomy places the organism in Eukaryota, Fungi, Ascomycota, Sordariomycetes, Hypocreales, Clavicipitaceae. The record is from RefSeq and is a predicted model, not a curated record. The transcript has 2 exons. The coding region runs from base 1 to 456 and encodes 151 amino acids.